UUAAUGAGUUGGGGUAAAUGCCACGGCCUGGCGGGUGGACAUGUCUGUGACUAAGGAGUCCGUCGCUCACUGGGACGUGAUCACCAUAAAGCCAAUUAGAAACGGUGUUGACGUCCAACCGUGGCUCGGUGUUGAGGAUCAUGGACCUCUGCUUGCUUGUUCUAGCUUUAGUUUCAGUAAAUGCAGUGAUGGCAGUGGGUAACAACACCACGGUGGCGACAAACUCGACGCUGACGCCCCUGCAGUGCCAAAACGGUGGUCGUGAAACGAUUGGAUUCUGCCUCUGCCCUGACGACUUCACCGGAGCUUUUUGCGAGUUAUCAAACUUCUGUCCUGAACAAAUCGUUCAGAGCUUCACGUUUCCAAAGACGAUUAUUGGGAACGCAGGAUAUUCCAAAGAAAAGUGCACUCCAGGAAACACUAACGCCGGAUUUUCAAAGGCCACCGCUUGGUGCCAGAACGGAGCUUUCACGGUACCUCAAGAGCUCGACUGUAGCCUGACGCUUAACACCAUCGAUACCGACCUUUCAAAUGCCACACCUGCGGUCAAGCAAAGAUUAGCCUCCAACGCCCAAAUCCUCACAUCUAUACCAGACAAGCUGACCACGCACAACAUCAGCACAGCAGCAAAAAUAGUCACCAAUCUGCUCAUGUCCAACGAAUACAGACAGGAUCUUCACCUCCCAGCCAUCAUUACAGUCAGCCAGCUUCUUAACACUCGUGUGGAGCAGUUUGAUGACAUCACUACUGAUCCCAUCAACAAUCUCACCCAUUUGUUGCCAUUGUUUUCCGUAAUGCAGAACAAUAAAGAAUUGGUCAACAUCGUACAGCCCAACAUCGCCAUCCAAUCGCUCCGCCUGUCCCAAAGUUCAGAAAUCCAAAUGACCCUGUAUUCAGCUUUAAAUAAUACCGACCAACAAAGUGUACCUUCAGGGAAAACCACAUCCUCAGGCAUCCUGUCAGCCAACAACAUAAAGCUGAACACCAGCUUCGAACCUCUUGAUGAGCAGUUUCCCAUCGAUUUCCAGGUCAACGUCAAGCUUACAACAGAGAGCAAAGGCAUCGGCGUCGGCUUGGUGCUGUACAAUAACGAUCGGUUCUUCAGAUCCCAGGUCUUCCACCCUUCUUCGGUCUUCAGAAGAAGAGUCUUCAUGGGACACAUUGAUAAAGAAAAUGUCCUCGACUAUGUUAAGUUCACUGUGAUGGACCAGAACAGGUCUGUUAUAAGGGUCCGUGAUUUCGCGUGUGUGUUUUGGGACUACAAGAAGAAAGACUGGAGUACAGAAGGAUGCGAAAAAAAGGUCUCGGUUUACGGGAGACGGACCUGCAAAUGUAUCGGCAACAAAAACUUCGUCAAUUUCGCCAUGUUGAUGAGUUUCCAAUCAAACCCUGAAGUCAUCGAGGCCUUAAGCAUGAUCAGUAUAAUUGGCUGCGCUCUGUCUGUCACGGGUUUGGUCAUCACGGGGAUAUUCCAGAUCCUGACCAGAAAAUCAAGGAGAUCCAGUCCUACCCUACUGAUGGUCAGCAUCUGCAUCUCCAUGGUCAUCGUCUACCUUCUCUUCAUCUUCGGCAUUCAAAACUCGCCUCCCAUUGAGUAUACUGUAGAGGAGAACGUCGUUCCUGAGUCCGAUUUCCCCCUGGAUCCGGACGACGGGCCGUGCACGAUGUUUACCGCUCUCCUCCACUACUUCCUGUUGGCGACGUUCACCUGGAACAUGCUGUACGCCGCGCACAUCUUCCUCCUGAUCAAAAACACGAUCGCGAGGCUGCCACGAUACUUCGGCAUCUUGUCAAGCGUAGUGGGCUGGGGUCUUCCUGCAGUGGUCGUUGGAAUCACGUUAGGAAUCACGUACCGGGCCGAAAAUCCUUUAAACUACAGACAGAAGGCCAUGUGUUGGCUAGCUGCAUUGGAUCAGAAUGACAGGUUUGACAUGUUGAAGCCCAUGCUGUGGGGUUUCCUGCUCCCCGCUGCUGUCAUGCUCCUCUUUAACAUUGCAAUAGUCUGUUACUUCUCAUACAUCACCUGCAGGACCAACCCCAACCUCAACAGUUCACAGGUCACACCUUUACGCAACAAAAUGCUUAGCUGCCUGUCCAUAGCCGUGGUGCUCGGACUGUCCUGGGUCAUCGGCUACUUGAUGCUCCUGGAAACAAAACCCAUCAUGCACACCAUCCUCAGCUUCGCCUUCUGCCUCUGUAACACCACGCAGGGCGUCCAGAUCUUCGUGUUGUUCACCUUAAGGACGCCGAUUUUUAAGGAGAAAGCCCUAGCUUGCUUCAAGCUCAUCAGAACUCCUGUUCUGGUCAGACACCGGCAGACGUUUGAGCUGUGGGGCGCAGAAAAUACUCAUCAGGAGGAGAGCUACAGAGCCAUUGACUAAAAAAAAUUUUUUAGCAUUGUAGAAACCUAAUUCUGAUAUAUAGGAUUUAUAGAAUAAAUGAAUAUCCUCAGAAUAA
This is a messenger RNA of Silurus meridionalis, 2457 nucleotides long. It is a transcript of the gene adgrg7.1, whose product is annotated as adhesion G protein-coupled receptor G7, tandem duplicate 1. Gene Ontology annotation, biological process: G protein-coupled receptor signaling pathway; cell surface receptor signaling pathway. Gene Ontology annotation, molecular function: G protein-coupled receptor activity. NCBI's taxonomy places the organism in Eukaryota, Metazoa, Chordata, Actinopteri, Siluriformes, Siluridae. Gene Ontology annotation, cellular component: membrane. The record is from RefSeq and is a predicted model, not a curated record. Bases 141 to 2381 code for a protein of 746 amino acids. The transcript is spliced from 17 exons.